UAACAAAGCAAUUUAAAUGGGCCCUCCGUUGAAUGUGUAAAUUGUAAAAACAACAACACCCAUAUCCUUCUCCCUAUUCCGUGACUAGGUGCUAAUUAGGAGGAGAUAAUGAAGAGUCCCCUGGUACACAAUGAGGGCUUCACAUCUCAUUUCUGAAGAGAAAACCAACGAUGUCAGACAAAUGCAUUGCAUGCAAUAAGAGUGUUCGCCCCAGACAAGAGGCCAUCCAGUGUGAAGGAUGUGAACUAUGGCAACACAGAGCAUGUAAUACUGGAAUCAGCCGUGACCAGUAUAGACGAAUAGGGAAACUGCAAGAAGACCUCCAGUGGGUUUGCGCCCGGUGCUUGGAAAAUCCUACUGAUACAGAAGAGUUUGUAGCUGCAGCUGAUGCCACAUUUCACGUGUCAAUAGCCUCCCUUGGUUCAUCAGUUGCUGAACCCGAUGAUGAAGAUGAACAGGAGGAUGAAUCUACAGGAGAACAAACAAUGAUCUAGAAGGUUGGCACAACCAAAUCAACUCUAGAAUGAACUCCAGAGGACGAGUCCCAUUUUACCUCCUAUUACAAGAACUGUACACAGGGUCACUGCCAUCCCCAUGCAGGCCAGGCUGCUGACAGAAGGGAAGAUGGAGAGACUACACAGGAAACAGUCCUCCAGACUCAACGGUAAACUAUUCCAACUUUGGGAGGAAUACAAUGCCAGACAGAUCAGCACCACCCAGCUGCUGAGAAUGUGCUCGUAGUUAUAUGGACCUGUUGACAUCUGAUGUUAAUUUCUGUUCUGUUGUGUUAAGUGUUACUUCAGCGGUGUUGGGGGAAAAUGUUUGACUGUAUAAUUCAUUUAUUUAUUUGAGUGAUUGAAAACUGUAUGAUGGUAAAUGUUUGUUUGACAUAAGUACUGCUAAAUAAAACACAUUUAAAAAUGCU
This is a messenger RNA of Ostrea edulis (European flat oyster), 925 nucleotides long. RefSeq lists its product as uncharacterized. Bases 171 to 494 code for a protein of 107 amino acids. The transcript is spliced from 5 exons. The record is from RefSeq and is a predicted model, not a curated record. NCBI's taxonomy places the organism in Eukaryota, Metazoa, Mollusca, Bivalvia, Ostreida, Ostreidae.